AUGCCCACCAUGCAAAUGUCCGGGGAGGUCGUGAUCAGCGUCAACGCGAUCGUCGCCCCCGGAAGGGAGCAGGAGUUCCUUCACGUGAUGAGCACGGCCGCGUCCGAGAGCCGGAUGGAGCCCGGGUGCGUGUGCUUCCACGUCUCCAAGCUCCCCGGCGAGCGCGCGUACAUGUUCUACGAGGUUUACCAGAACGACGCCGCGGUGGAGUUUCACAAGGGGACCCCGCACUACCAAGCUUGGAACAAGUUCAGGGAGACCGGCGGCAUUCAGAGCCUCAACGCGCAGGUGUGCGACGGUGUCUUCAUCGCCCCGGACGCUUACACCGCGUACGCCGAGCAAGAGCAGGAGCUGCGCGCGCACGCCCACAUGCACAGCCCCGACCACGACGGCCACGAAACGCGUUUCGACAGGGUCGAGGACACCUCCUCCCCGCAGAGGUUCUCCGGGGCGCCCAAGGGCUUCAGCCAUCCCCGCGGUCUCGCCGAGAAGCCCACCCGGCCGGGAUGCAUCAGCAACUUUGGCCACGGCGGCGUGCGGCACAGCAAGAAAGCCUCGCCCAAGGUCGCGGCGGCGGAGGCCACCCUGCGGUUCUACGAGGGUGGACUCGCGGCCGAGCACGGCGAGGUGGUGUACGGCCACAAGGACGUCCAGGGCUUGCCCCCGAACAAGGGAAGGGCUCGCGUCUCCGAGCACGACGGCGCGCAGCCGGCGUAUCAGGGCGGCAGCUUCAACAUGAAUCCCGCCGCGCCCUCGAGCUCGCCCGGCGCCAGCCCCGGGGGCAAGGCCAUGCACCAGGACUGGAAGAUGAAAUCCCGACACGACCUGCUCUGCCCCAAGCCCCUGCCUCCCGCCAAGCACCUGCUCCCGCCGAACCAGCCGUGGGCGGCGCAGAACCAGAAGUCGGUCUUUGAUGGCGGCAUGACUGCCAACGCGCAGGACGAGCCGAGGAGGAUGAGGCACCUACCGGAGAAGGAGUGGGCGAACCAGUCGUACAAGUCGGACUUUAAGGCUGGCGAGGGCACCGACCCCGGGCCCGAAAAGACGCCGGACCCGGAUGUGCCGUGGGCAAACGCCGAGAAGCAGAGCCACAUGGGAUUUGUCGACGGGACUCUGAGCGCGGCGGGGGGUCCGGUUUCCUACGGACAUCCCUCGACCAUGGGCGCCACCGAGAACCAGGGACGACGUGUCAACAAGGAGAUGCGGGAUAUGAUGCAGAAGAGCUACUACAAGGGGGCGGGCAUGGCGCCGCCUCCGCCGGUGAUGGAGAAGAGGGAGAUGGACCCGAGGCCCUGGGCGAACCAGCACUACAGCAAAAACUCCUUUGGGAACGGGAUGGCGCCCCCCGACGAGGAUCCCAAGCCCACGCCCCCCAAGCCCGCCGCACAGCCGUGGGCGGACGACAGGGAAGCCGAGCCUCGCGCGGGUGUCCCUCGACGCAUGGGAGGGCUUCGCGGGUACAGCAAGUGA
Messenger RNA from Micromonas commoda, 1470 nucleotides. Its product is annotated as antibiotic biosynthesis monooxygenase. The record is from RefSeq and is a predicted model, not a curated record. Gene Ontology annotation, molecular function: catalytic activity. Lineage: Eukaryota; Viridiplantae; Chlorophyta; Mamiellophyceae; Mamiellales; Mamiellaceae. The transcript has a single exon. The coding region runs from base 1 to 1470 and encodes 489 amino acids.